UUCCCCGGCUGCCUCUCUCCCUCCCUUCCUCCCCUCCCAUCCCUCCCUCCCCAGCCUCCCGUUGCGAUCCUCCGGAGCGGCUGCGGGAGCGGCGGGCGGCCGGGCCGGCAUGCAUCCAUCCCCGCCCGCGGCCGCGGCCGCUGCCCUAGCGGGAAUUACAGCCUCUCCCAGCCAGCUGCCAGCAUGAUUUCAUCUGCUGGAGGAUUUUUGCAGCUGAUCGCUUGAGGUUUUGUUGUUGUUGUUUUUUUUUUUUUUUUUCUUUUUUUUUUUUCCUCCCUCUGUCUUUGUUUCCUUCCCCCUUUCCCCCCCUUCCCCUCCCUCCAUCCCCCCUUUCCUCCUCCUCCUCUUUUUUAGAAGCAGCAAUCGGAGAUGGAUGUCUCUCUUUGCCCUACCAAGUGCACUUUCUGGAGGGUUUUUUUGCUCUGGAGCAUUUGGGGAGACUAUCUGCUUUCGGUGCUGGCUUGCCCUGCUAAUUGUCUUUGCAGCAAGACAGACAUCAAUUGCAAGAAGCCGGAUGAUGGGAACCUCUUCCCUCUCUUGGAAGGGCAGGAUUCAGGCAGCAGCAAUGGCAACACGAGCAUCAAUAUCACGGACAUCUCAAGGAACAUCACUUCCAUACACAUAGAGAACUGGAAGAACUUGCAGACACUGAACGCCGUUGACAUGGAGCUGUACACGGGACUCCAGAGGCUGACAAUCAGGAACUCAGGACUACGAAACAUCCAGCCAAGAGCCUUUGCCAAGAACCCUCACCUGCACUAUAUAGACCUCUCCGGGAACCGGCUCACCACUCUGUCAUGGCAACUCUUCCAGACACUGCGACUCUUUGAACUGAGAUUAGAGAGGAACCUUUUUAACUGCAGCUGUGACAUCCGCUGGAUCCAGCUCUGGCAGGAGAAGAGCGAGGCAAACCUGCAGUACCAGGAUCUCUACUGCAUGACCAUGGAUGCAGCCAUCAUCACUUUGAAGGAGAUGAACAUCACCCAGUGUGACCUUCCUGAGAUCAGUGUGAGCCACGUGAACCUGACGGUGCGGGAAGGGGAGAACGCGGUCAUCACCUGCAAUGGCUCAGGAUCGCCGCUGCCGGACGUGGACUGGACAGUGGCUGAACUCCACUCCAUCAACACCCACCAGACCAACCUCAACUGGACCAAUGUUCAUGCCAUCAACUUGACCUUGGUGAACGUCACCAGCGAGGACAAUGGAUUCCUGCUCACCUGCAUUGCUGAGAACGUGGUGGGGAUGAGCAAUGCCAGUGUGCUGCUCACUGUCUACUAUCCCCCUCGCAUCCUUACUCUGGAGGAGCCGGUGCUACACAUGGACCACUGCAUUGCAUUUGCAGUGCAUGGGAACCCAGCUCCCACCCUCCACUGGCUGCACAACGGCCAGGUCCUCCGCGAGACAGAGAUCAUCCGCAUGGAGUUUUACCAGCAAGGGGAAGUCUCUGAGGGUUGCCUGCUCUUCAACAAACCCACUCACUACAACAAUGGCAACUACACGAUUGUGGCCACCAACCAGCUGGGCUCAGCCAACCAAACUAUCAAAGGACACUUCCUUGAAAAGCCUUUUCCAGAGAGUACGGACAGCUUUGUCUCAAUCGGUGAUUAUGAAGUGAGUCCCACCCCACCGAUCACUGUGACCCACAAACCAGAGGAGGACACUUUUGGGGUUUCCAUAGCGGUUGGGCUGGCAGCUUUCGCUUGUGUCCUCUUGGUCGUCCUCUUUAUUAUGAUCAACAAGUACGGCCGGCGGUCCAAGUUUGGGAUGAAAGGUCCCGUGGCAGUGAUCAGCGGAGAGGAGGACUCAGCCAGUCCUCUGCACCACAUCAACCAUGGCAUCACGACGCCCUCGUCCCUGGAUGCCGGCCCGGACACGGUGGUGAUCGGCAUGACCCGCAUCCCCGUCAUCGAGAACCCCCAGUACUUCCGACAAGGUCACAACUGCCACAAGCCAGACACGUAUGUCCAGCAUAUUAAGAGGAGAGACAUCGUUUUGAAGAGGGAGCUGGGAGAAGGUGCCUUUGGGAAGGUGUUCUUGGCCGAGUGUUACAACCUCAGCCCCACCAACGACAAAAUGCUGGUGGCAGUGAAGGCUCUGAAAGACCCCACGCUGGCAGCCCGCAAGGAUUUCCAGCGGGAGGCAGAGCUGCUCACCAACCUGCAGCACGAGCACAUCGUCAAGUUCUACGGCGUCUGCGGGGACGGCGACCCGCUCAUCAUGGUCUUCGAGUACAUGAAGCACGGGGACCUCAACAAAUUCCUCAGGGCACACGGCCCAGAUGCUAUGAUCCUCGUGGAUGGGCAGCCUCGACAAGCCAAAGGGGAGCUAGGGCUAUCCCAGAUGCUCCACAUCGCUAGCCAGAUCGCCUCUGGAAUGGUGUACCUUGCCUCCCAGCACUUUGUCCACAGAGACCUGGCCACCAGGAACUGCUUGGUCGGAGCCAACCUGCUGGUGAAGAUUGGAGACUUUGGGAUGUCAAGAGAUGUCUACAGCACUGAUUACUACAGGGAAGGGCCGCGUCUGAAGGGCCAGCUCAGCACAGCGUGGCAGCGACAGAGACUGGCACCGUCGGCAGCUGCAACAGUUGGAGGACACACCAUGCUGCCUAUCCGCUGGAUGCCUCCGGAGAGCAUCAUGUACAGGAAAUUCACCACAGAGAGUGAUGUCUGGAGCUUCGGGGUGAUCCUCUGGGAGAUUUUCACAUAUGGGAAGCAGCCCUGGUUCCAGCUCUCAAACACAGAGGUCAUUGAGUGCAUUACCCAAGGCCGAGUUUUGGAGAGGCCCCGAGUCUGCCCCAAGGAGGUUUACGACAUCAUGUUGGGCUGCUGGCAGAGGGAACCUCAGCAACGGCUCAACAUCAAGGAGAUCUACAAGAUCCUCCAUGCUCUGGGCAAGGCCACACCAAUCUACCUGGACAUCCUUGGCUAGCAGUGGCCACUUAUUGGAAGUCCCUGCUCCUUCCUCCCGUCCUUCCUUCCCUCUCCCCCUCCCAAACCCUUUCCCCUCAGCUCCCAAGCAAACAUCUUCAUAUAAACUCAAGUGCCUGCUACACAUACAACACUGAAAACAAAAAAAAGCAAAACAGAAAGCAAACCAACAAAAAUCCCACAGAACAACAACCUGUAAGGCAGUUUGGCUUAUAUAUAUUUAUAGAUAUCUCUCUAUAUAACUUCCACACCAAUACAGAAAGAAGCUGCUGUUACAGAAAAUUGUGACUAUAUGUAAAAAAGAAAAAAAAAAGAAAGAAAAAAGGGAGAAAAAGUACUUAAAAAUAUAUAUAUAAUUAAAAAGAAAAAAAAAAAAAAAGAGAAAGAAAGGAGAAGGUAUCUUUCCCCCGAGCAAUCAAGCAGUGAAAUGCAACCCUGCUGUGAGUAUGGUUCGGGCAGCUGGGCAGGGCUCUAGACUGGCUAUGGCAGCAACGCCAUCCUGGGUAGGAGCUGCAGGAAGAAAGCCUUGCCCUGGUUGUAUGAUAUGCACUGAAUGUGUGAAAUCAGUCCUCCCUUUUCGUCCUUGCCUCCCUCUCUCCUUGCCAGCCCGCAGGUGAUGGGCACAAAGCCAGGGCAGUGCCCCUGGAUGAACUCUCUUUUACCAACCCCUUCCUCUUAGUCCCUCCCAUCCCUUUCUGCCUUCCUGCCUUUUUCCUCCCCUCCAACAUUUCAGGACAAUUUUUCUAAUUUGCCGAUUCUUAAAUGUAUAGACUCAAGGCUUUCGAACACACAGUCAAAGGAUUGUGGCACCUACGGGUAAAACACACACCGGGGAGCAGCCGCCCUCCCGCAGGCUGCAGGUCCUGCCCCAGCCCUCCUCUGCCCCAGCCCUCCUCUGCCCCAACCCUCUGCCAGUGCUGGGAGAGCAGCGGGACCAAAGCAGCUCUGCCUGGGAGUCCAGGAGGGGUCCUGGGGACCGGGUCCUGAAUUAUCCCCAACCCACUGCAGUGUGUGAGACAGGAGUGCUGCUCACCCAGAGCGUCCAGUGCAGUGGUCACUUUGGAGGAACAGCCCCACUCCUCCCCACCCUUGUGGCUGUUAGUGGCCAAGGGGUUGGUUAGUGGCCGUGGGGUUGUUCCCCUGCCCUCAGCUGUCUGCACCAGGGCCAAAUUUGCCCCCGGUGUAAACUUUUAGUGAGCAGGGUUGGAUUCUUGCUCUCCUCAUGGGGGAAAGGCUACAGGAUGCACACAGCUGGGAACAUGCCUGCAACCCUGCUGGGCAUUCUGUGGGGUCAGCAUAUCCCAGUGCCGUUCCCCCCAUCCUCUCCCCUUCCCCAUUCCUGCCCCAUGCCUCAGUCCAAGCCUCAGGCACAAGCCAGCGGGGGACAGGGAGGGGGACCAGGCUCGUGAGAUGGCUGGGAACCUACCAACACCUGCCUGCAGCUCCCUUGCCAUUCUCCUCACGUCCCCAUCCCCUGAAAGGAUUGAUGCAUCUGCCUUUGAGCUGUUGUGAAAUGCAGAGGCUGAAGAAUAGCUCCACAGGCAGCCCCGGGAGGAGGGGGGAAGGAGGGGAAGGUGCCUUCAGGAGCAGACGGCUCAGCGGAUGGCCGCAGCGGCCAGCCUUGCAUCUCAAUGAGGAGAAAGGCCUGACAGGCAGCAACAGGGGGUGCUGGGGACAGGCAGGGAGAGACAGCAGCAUCCUCACCAUGGCCGAUCUCCCCAGAGCAAAAAAAUAAUCCCGACAUGGGGAAACACUCAGUCAGAUGCUGGAUCCUGCCUGCCCGGACUGGGAUGAGAGUACAAAACCUUUCUGGGCCCUUUUUUUCAUAUGGAUAAUGGAGGAUGAGGGGGAACCUCAGCUUGGCAGCUGCUCUCAGGAGGCAGGGAACGGGCGGCACAGGCAUUGUCAAGGCAAUUUUGAGAAGGCAACAACUGCCAGCACAAAAAUAGCCUGCUCAGAUGUGGCACUUGUGGAGGGCAAUGCAGAUGGGGGAAGAGGGGACAGAGAAGGGAUCUUGGAUCCUUCCCCAUGGCCAGGGGUAAUAUUCAUGUCCAGGAUGCAAGGGGAGCUAGAUGACUGGUUAUGGCUUGCACUGAAAGGGAAGAUCUUGCAUCCUCUCCCCAUCCCCCAUGUCUCCUGACAAUCAAUAUCUCUCACUCAUGGGACUGGCAUGGCCUGUCUGAUGGUUUCAGACAGAGGCAGGGGACACCGCUAAAGGAGGAUUGUGGUGGCAGCAGCAGCUGUGAGUUUAUUCUGUGUCUGUGUAAUGUGCAGUGAGAGCCUGGGUGGGAGAUGGUGGGUGGCAGUAGCCACGUGGGAGUAAGGACAUAACUUUUCUCUGCCUGUUAGAGAGAUCUGGGCUGGUGGGACAGACUCGUGCCCAUGGGGCCUGGACAGACUGCCACUGGACAGGCACCAGGUGCUCACAGCAUCACCAGUGAUGGCAUAGGCAUGGACAAGGCUGUGGGCCAGCACCAGGAAUCCACACACAGGAAUGCUGUACCUCCACAGCAGGACCUUUCUCUUUUGGCAGAGGAUAUCCUGCCUAUUUAGGUCCAACAUUGAAAGGGGAAACAACUGGUUAAAAGGUUGCUGGCCACAGCCUGGCUCCCUUUUUGUGCAGGCUUCUUGGCUGAAAGGAUUGGAGAUUCAGCACAGGGAGAAAGCAAGCAAUGUCUGUUAAUUGUCCAGCAUCUCCAGGAGAAAAGCUUUUCCUGGGGUGGCCUGUCUCUUACCCCAAAUGGCUUCUUGUUCUUGUGGCUCCCAGGCACUGUGCUAGGUUGUGCAAGGCCACAAUUUGUCCACCCACCUCUCUCACUCCCAUGCUGUCAUUUCUUUUUUUGCUUUUACACUACAAAGUCACCUACAGACACUGGUUCCCAGCUGAUGAGGUUCCCUCAUCACAGCUGCACAGCAGCUACAUCCUCCCUUCCUCAGUUCUUUCCUCCUUCCCCUCCUCCCCAGCACCACCACCCUGUCCCUUUCACCACCUCUUUGUACUGUCACAACAACGAGGUGAGCUCAGGAGCCCGGUGUGACACCGAGCCUUGAUGCUGCAUGUUUAGGAUUAGGUGGCCUCUGAGGUGAGUUUAUGUGUCCCCAGAAUAUGGCAAAUGGCUGAAGAAGGUGGUGAGAUGCUCAGGCUCUGGCUGCUUUGCUCUUAGCCCCACCCCGGGCAGUGACUGCCUUGGAGAACAGUCCUUUUGUCAGAGUUAAUUGUGAACUGUUGCUCAGAAGAGCUGGGUAAGCUGCACUUCUGUGCUGUGACAUCUGCUCUGUUGCUGCUCUGGCCCCCUUGGCCUGUCAUUGUUGGAUGGAGGUUUGUUGGGAGCAAGGAGAAGAUUGCGUUUUGUUCAAACACAUUAUAGAAACUGCUGCAUCCCUUUUUGGCAUGACAGUUUUGGAGGGGAAGAGGGAAAGCAGCUGUGCUGCAUUCCUGGUGAACACCCUGAGACCUCGUUUCCAGAAGCACCUUUACUGGAGCAGAAGAGAGCUUCCCAUCAGCAUGGACUGGUGAUCUCCCCUGUAGGAAGAGGGGCUCUGCAAUGGGGCUAUGUGUGAGGAGAAGAAAAGCAAAUUUUGGGGGAAACUCUCACAGAGUAUCAACAUCUGAGUGUUUGGAGUCAAAGAGAAAUGAGUUCAUGCUUCUUUAUUUCUCAGAGAGAUACUUCCCUAUGCCCUGCCUCUACCCAGAGCAGAGAGAUAUCCCUGCUGCCUGGGAACAUGUCUCACCCAGCUCUGGGGCAAGCCAGGCCAAAUUCCCAGCACAUCCAGGCAGACUUCCCACCACUCAGCCUCUUCCAUCUGCAGUUUUCUCAAGGGACUUGUGAAAGGGAGCUGGAAGGAACACCAGUCUGAGCACAGCUGAGAAGGGGCCAUAGGGUCUCCCCUGUCCCAGGUGCAUGCUGCUCCCUAAAAAUUAAAAUUGUUUGCACCAACUCAGUCACCCAAGUGUGUCACUGAAGUGAUGCUUUCUUGGAAGUGAAGGUGCUAUUUUGGUGCAUGGUACAGGUGGAAAUUUUGUGCCAGGGCUGCAAACUGCAGGCAGUGAAUGUGGCUCCAGCCUCAGGGUCUCAUCAGUGACCUGGUUUGUUUUCUCCUGCCAUUAUUUUUCUUUCCACCCCAGUCUGUCAGGUUGCAAGACAGAAGCUGAAAUGUAGCAAAGGGAAGAGAUGCAGAGAACCACCAGACUGAAGGUCCAUCCUGCUUCCUGCACAACUUUCCCAACUGGCCUUUUUAGAUGUCCCUCAGUGCAUGGAUUUUGGGGGGUGAAAAAGUCUGAACUGCCUGUCCUUGGGUCUGCAGGGAGUUGAACUGCAGAUGGGUGACUCUGGCAACUGUGCUGCCCAGACAAAUGUGAAAACUAUGGAAUGCCUUUAAAGAGGGUGCUUGCUUGAGAGGCAUCCUUACCUCAGAGCUGUUUUCUUGUCCCAAGGAGUGGGUGGAACAAGGUGAGAAAAUGUGUGGAGGAAUAAAAGAGCCAAGGAAAGGGAAAAGCUGGUUUUAGAAGGCAACUGAGUAUCUUGGGUUGGGAAAUCAAGACAGAUUUGGGGAGUGUGGUAUAGAAUUUUAAGUAGCACAAUGGAUACAAGCAAAAACAAAAGAAAAUGGCAAUGCACUGCAGUUCCAGGAAAAGUUAGCUAUGAAGCUGGGCAAAUACUGGCUUAAAAAGGAGGCAGAAACCAAUAAAAUCAAGGGACCAUUUAUGCAGGUGGGAAACAAAAUCACUAGGCUUUGUGCUUUUCUGUUGUUUUUGUUUUGGUUUUUUUUUUUGGUUUUUUUUUUUUCCUAUAAGAAAAUGCAUCUAAAAGAAGGUCUCAAAAAUUAUGAUGUUUCAGGGACACAAACAGAGGUAUAAUAUUAUUUGAGCUACUUCCUUUCACAUGAAAGGCUCUUAUUUCCCAGAACUCAAAUGUAUAGGUUUUCUUAGUCCAGGAUAUGGGUUGAAGAAUGCAGACAUGUUCACCACAAGCCCUCAAACCCAGAGGUAGUUUGGAACACCUGAUCAGCAUUCAUUCAUAUGCCAGUCUGUGUGAAAACUGUUCAGCAUAUUAUCUUAAAAUGUUUGAAAAAAAAAUCUUUCUAAUUUCCUCCCUCCCCAGGAGUAUCUACAUCCUUUCCUGAUCUGGCCAGGAAUCAGCUGAACCACUGCAGCCAUGGUACCUAAAGUUUUUGUAACAGCUCUAGGUGUGUUCUCUGGUUGUAAGGCAAUGAUGAGAAUAAGCAAAGGGAGUAAAGGAGUUCCUGGCUGUGAUACCAUGCUGUGGUGGCUCCUCUGAUAGCUGGAAGACUUUGGGUAUCAACAGGGCCCCUCUGCUAUGAGACUCACAGGCACGGGUGUGUCUUGGUGCAACCCAAAAGUUUUGUUCUCCAUUAACGUUUAGUGGCUUUCUGAUGGAUGGUGGGCUCAUGGAGCCUUGGCAUAUGGUGGUGUGUCCAAAUGAGUACCAAAAAUAGAAGAAGAGAAAAUUUCCCUCUCAGCAAUGCUUUUCAAGAGUGGAUAGACUUUCUUAACUCUAAGGUAGCUUCUCCACUCCUGCACCAAACCGUCUCUUACAUCAGUACCCAUUUAAUGUUUACAUAGCUGCUAAAUCCUAAAAAUUAUUUUCCCUUUGCUGCUGUCCUUGGAAGUAGAGAUAUUGAGUUUCAAGCCUGGAGAAAGUAGGUGUUUUCAAAACAUCUCUUCUGGCUAGCAGUGUCAUAAAUGACACAGGCAGAGAUGUCAGUCGCUGCUCUGGCAGGAAUGGAGGAGCAUUCUAUCUCUCCUGUGCCUCUUUUUCCUUUCCAAUGCAGCACUGAGCCAUGAAACCACUCCCUGAGAGAGUGAUUGGAGUCCUAUUGCUUGCAAUUUUGAAAGACUGAACUGAGGAAAGAGAUAAGAUACUGAAGAGAAGGAAGGACAACAUAUUCCAGCUUUCCCCAACAGUUAAGUAAGCUGGUAGGUUGGUUUCAUGUUGGUGGCUUGCCUCUGUCAUAGACCCAAUCUGAGAGCUCUUUUCAAACUAAAGGAAUGACCAUUGGUUCCUCCUCCCUUCUGCUACUCCCACAUUUUUUAGCAUCUCUGUAAGGGGAAGAGGCAUCAUAAAACUAAUGAUCACUUCCCCACACUGUCAGGAGUCCACAGGAACUGCUCUCCUUCCCAGCACAAGUGACUGAUCCCACUGCUGAAAACUGGAACAGUUGUUCUGAGGGGGAGUUUAACUGCUGAACUACUGGCAGCUUAGGACAAGGUCCCAGCAGGGAAGGGCUGAAAUAACUCUAAAGAAAAUCAUAGCUCUGGGCGGUCCAAAUGUCUUCUUGCAUGUUUUCUCUUGCUCUCUGCUGGCUUUCAGCCUCUCCAGUCUUUGCUGCUUGAUACUCAGAGAACUGAGUUUCUGCAUUCCCUCCCUUUACUGAGCUCAGAGGACUGGUGAAGCAGUUUGAUUUCGAUGUGGUAGGUGAGAUCAGAUUUCUCCCUCCAUGCCCUCUUCUUUUUCUCCCUGUGCAGCUCCUGUCCUUGCAGUUCUCAGGACUUGACUAGCAGAGUUUUUAAAUGAAGUGAAAGUCUUAAUGUGAGGUGAAUCCCAAGACCACAAACAGUUUGGACUUCAAACAGUGAGAAAAUUGGCGCCGGAUGAUUCCGCACACAAAGCAGAAAACUUUCAUUUCCUGCAGGCAGGAUGGAAUUGACUGUUAUAUUAAGACUUCAGAAGGAGCACUGCCCCGGAGUAAUUUCACUGCUGUCAGGCAGUGUUGACAUCUAGAUUAACCUCUGUGCAGUGAAUUUUACAGCAGCGCUCAUUGUAAUGCAUGUGGGGUAUCUCCUGUAAAUCCCAGCUGAAGCCCACAGUGUCCCACCCUUCUGCACAGGAGGAAGGGUUGGGGAGCAGCUGCUAUCAUUUUUGACCCCAGCAAAGUGUGACUCCAGCCUCAUCCAGGCCAGUUCUGCUGAAACUGAUUUUCUGCUGUGCUAAAGUGACAAUAACUCCAGCCUGUAUUUUUUUUUUCCUCUAAUUCCCCAAAGAGGUUUACAUCACAAGGCUGAAAUUUUUGCCAGUGACAAACAGCUCCCUUCAUGUAUCCAGCCAGCAGUACAGUCCUAAUUAAAAGGCACUAGUUAACUAGAGGCAAUUAGCUGCUUGCACUGAUUAAUUCCAAGACAUACAAUCCCCCAACACAAAGCUCUGAUCAGAUGUGAUCUAAAUGGCAGACAAACUCCCAGCUGAUGUGAGAUGGUGGAAUCAAUCCUACUCACCAGCACACAGGCACACAGCGAACGCUGCCUACCAAACCAAAAAUGCAUGAAUUAAAGAAAUUCACACAGUUAACUCAGUGCAAGUCAGAGGACAUUGCAAAAGAAGCCCCUUGGCUCCAGAAAUGAAUGCUCCUGCUGAUAAGUUGAAAGCAUAGGCCUGACCCCAAGUCCUUCUGUCUUUUGCUGUAGGAGGAGAUUGAGCAGGAGGAUUUCCCAGGCAGGAUCACAACAGCUUCUUCACUUUUGUGCUGGCAGAGACAAUCCUGUCUGUGGUUAUUGAGAUGUAUCUCUGAGAUUCACUUUGUGAAAAAAGUCACUAGCAUGUAAAAUAAUACACAAAAGGAAGGGAAGGUUUCUUCGUGUGUUUUUGCCACACCUACUUAUUGAUACACUUAUUUUCCUACUCAGAUGUUGCUCUGCAGUCAUUUGCAGGAGGUUCUAGGCAAGAGAAAAGCUAUCAGGUGCUGAAGAGAUCAACCACUAGCCCUAAGGGCAAAAUCACAAUAGUACUUCUAGAAAUCUCUUCCAGAGCCCAUCUGUCCUCUCACCCACAGCUCUUCACAGUAGCCUUACCAUAACAUUUGCCAAAGGUUUUGGACAGCCUGUGAAGAGGUGACAUAUCUUCAGUUUCCCCUCAUCUUCAGGAGGAAUUGUGACAUUUCUGUAAUUCGACCCAUCAGGAAGAUUCCUUCAAACUAACAUUUAUUACCUCCAAUCAGAAUACAGCUGAAAAGGCUACCCAAGGUUAUAGAAAAGGUCAAGCUCUUGCUUUGGACUGGAAUUUGCUUUGGAAGGAAUUUGAUGGACCAAUUUAACCACCACAGCACAUCAAAACCUGGUGGCUUCAUUUAAAAAGUAAUCAGUAUUGUAUUUCGCUUUAGACAUCCGUGCAUUAGUGUUCUGCAAAUAUGAUUUCCUCUUUGUUUGCAUUAUUGAUGCCAUAAAAUGUCAGACACAUUAAAGAAAAAAAAAAGAAAAAGAGGCCAACCUUUGGGGUUUGGAAUGAUUCUAGCUGAAUUGCAGUUGGGUUACUUUCUGUUUUAUUUCCCAUGGCAGCGAUGCACUGUUACUCAUUCCGCUAUUGUUUUACAAAGAGUUCUCAGUAAGUGUAUUUAUUCAGCCAACCAUAUUUCAGGAAACACAUAACCUUGAUAUUUUUUCCUGUAUGUGGCAGCAUGUGUGAAUGUGUGUUGGAGAGAGGAGGGGAGGUGGAGCUUUUGACAGGAGCCCUCCCAUGUCUCGUAGUGUGUUGGCUUUGUGCAAUGCUGCAUGAAUCCCUCCUGCUCAGGUGCCUGGCUUGAUUUAACCUCAAGAACUGACUUUUGUAAUCAGGAUUUGAGGUCUUCUGGUUUAGCACUGCCCAGAAUCUGUCAUCUGCUCUCACCAUUGAGCAGCCAUCUGCUAUCCACAGAGGUUCCUAGAUGUCUAUGCCACAGAGAUUACACAGUAAUUGAGUCCCAGGCAUGCGAUAGAGGAGUUUUAGCUCAUUCUGAUCCUGGACCAGCAGCAAGUUUGCUGAUUUAGCUUGGUUCCCACCCAAGGUUCACUGACUACAGUUCCCAAGACAAAUACUCUUAGCUGGUCUGUGCUGUUUCUCACAGACCAUUACAAGUACAGGCCUUGGAGACUGUAGCUCUCUGCCUCACCUCUCUAUAGCGAAUGUGGAUCCAUUUUUUGGUGAUCCUCGGAAUUUUUUUGAAGGACAUUCUCCCUCCUAAAAUCUAAGAAAUUCUCAAGUAUUCUGUCUUGUUGAAAAGUGAAGAAAUAAGGUGGAAAUAUCUCCCCUGUGUAGAGAUUUUCAACAAUGGUAAAAUUUCAGCUUUUCCUCACAGUGACAGCAAGACUUGGGUGCAGGGGGAGAAUACAGUGGAGCAGUCUCAGGAAGGGACUCAACUAGGACUUAGACUGCAAAGUCAUCUGCUCACCUACUGAGCCAUUGUCAGCUUCAUAUAGGAAGAGAUCCCCAGCUUUUCUUGAUCUUCAGAUUCCUGCCCAGCUCUCUUGUUUCUAUUCCUGAUCUGAGGAAUGACCAUCAGAUCACCUUCAGAUCUCUUUAUCUUCACAGACCCUUCCCAGGGCUAUCCAAACAGCCCAAAGAAGUGAUGACAGGGGCUGAAUGGGUGUGUAAUUCAGUGUCUUUCUCUCCCUUUUUCAUCAGGGGCAGAGAUAGUGAAAGUGACAGAAAAGAAAAAUUAUUUUCCCCAACAGCAGUGAUCCAGUUUCUUUUAAAACUCUGAUAUUUAAGAUGCCAUACAGCAGUACCUAUAAAUAUGCCUUGAAAUGUUGAAUGAGCACACGAGUAUAUUUGAUUUUGUUUUUAUGCCUAUAAUUUCUCUCACCAAGAAUUCAGCCGUUACUCAGCUCCCAGCAGGUUGUUCUGAUUGCUGGGGAGAUGGUUGGGAUUGAUUCCGGCUGUGACCUGUUCCAGUCCAGCCUCAUUCUUAUGUAGCUAGAUUGAAACAAUAGAAAUCAGCAAGAGACUGAAUUGUUGUUCCUGUGAAACAGAACCUUCUUGUGCAACUCCAGGCUAAAUGUAGAAGGCGUUGAUGACCCACAACUUUGAACUCAGUAAAGGCUGUAGGUACUGAGAAACACUGAACAGAUGUUAGAAACAGAACGUCAGGAGAGAGAUGAAUGCUACAAGAGGAAACAAAAUCCAAACCAACAAACAUUACAUCAGAAAAGACAGUGGUUGGUUUACAAUAUAAGACAAUCCACUGCUGUACAUAAGAAAAGACACAGAAUAUUCAUCCUGGUAACCAAGAACAUUGGCCACCAGGACAAGAGCAGCUCAAACCUCCUCUCACUUUUAAUUUCCUUUUUCUCCUUAUCCUGCUAAUACAGAAAAAUCCUGGCUUAUGGCCUUCCUGGAAACUGAAAUUAAGAGGCAGAUUUGGAAGAGGAUGAGAGGGACUGGAUCCUGCUGGAUGAUAGAACAGCUUUAUAUCCCAGCACCUCUCAGCAGCAAGUGCCUGGUGUGUCCUUUCUUUUAAUUUUUUUUCUCUAUUUUUAUGAGAACCCCUAAUUGCUUCAAGUAGUGUUCACAAAGAGCCUAAAGCAGUUCAGUCCCCAAUCUCUCGGCAAGAUGGAGGUUUCAGCAGACGGACAGGCGUGGUGAGAGGCGUCCCUGCGGAUCAGCACCGCGGACAGCGGCACCGGGCCCGGCGCGGCGCUCCGGCCGCCGCUGGAGGAGGAGCCCCUCCUUCCAUGGAGGAGCCCCACUUUGGAAGGAAUCACACCCCCCCGCUUUUGAAGGAAUCAUACCCACACUUCCCAGAGAACUGCUGUUUCGCCCGUCGUUCGUUUCUCCCAUGUUUUUUUUCUAGUGUGAUUUCAUUGUCUGGUAUCUUGUUUUCAACUGAUGGAGGAGGGAUGGUUUAAAGCACAAACCAAUCAUCCCGAUGCAAGAGGGAACCAUCUUUUUCCUUCAGAGUUAAACUCUCUGCCCCACUUUUUCCUGCACUGGUGUUCCACCUAUGAAGGCUCCAUCUCUAAUUUGGAUUGUGGAAGGUUCUUAUCUUCUCAUCCAUUGAGACAGUUUGACAAAUGGAGAGAUAUUACCCUGGCAGCCCUUUAGAAGCAGAAUCCUUAUUUUAUUGGAAGCAUCAUGUGAUUCAUAUUUCAGCCAUCAAUUGCAUUUACUGUUGGUAAAGGGUAAACAGACAAAUCUCUUGGAAAAUUGCAAGUAAGGGACAUAUAAAUGACACUGUGGCCACUGGAAGUUGUGUUCAAAAAAAAAAAAAGAAAAAAAGGGAAAAAAAAGAAGCUACAUUACUGAGUAGUACAGGGUUGUCAGAAUCACAGAAUCAUAGAAUGGUUUGGGUUGGAAGAGACCUUCAAAAUCACCCUGUUUCAACACCCUAAGGCAGGGACAUUUUCCACCUGACCAAGCUGCACAAAGCCCUGUCCAUCCUGGCCUUGAAGACAAAGAUGAAGAGCCAUGCAGGCACCAUGGCAGGACCCUAAAUGGAGAAGCAGUCUUAUCUCACAGUGGAAAAAAAGGCAAGUGUCUCAGCAUUCAUCUUGCUCAGCCUGCAUACUUGGGAUUUCAUCCUGCAGGUAUUUCUGGAUCAUACUAAGGAAGAUAUACCCUUAAAUUAGGGUUGAAUGUCACCUGGACCUAUCCAUCCUGGUGAGAAGCUGUUGGGCAGGAGCAUGCAGACUCAUUAACAUGCCUGAAAAAUUUAGUGUGAAGAAGAAGAGCCACAAAAGUAAGGCAGAAAGUUGGGCUAUUCCCCCACUCAACAUAUGCUGCUUUUUAGAAGCACUUUCCUCUGUAUCCCACUUCCCACACACUCCCCAGCUGUGACUGGAAGUUACUACAAUGGGACGUGUGCAUGGACACUUAGAGACAGAGAGGACUGGGAAGUGUUUGGGACACAAGACUUCAAAACUUGUAAGUAGCAAUAUUGAAAAUGAGGGGUUAAGGCCAGACUUCUGGUGCUUAGGGCUGUCUGGAAGUCAGAAAGGAUGGGCUUGCAGGGGAUGGCAAAUAUAAUUUAAUUAGGGGCUUAGAGAACAAAUGAUGCUAAGAGGAGGGAUCAAAGAAACCUACUGGGACAGAAGGAGAGGAAGGAAAUGGACAAGGACUUGAUUCCCAGUGGAGGGUCAGUGAUCAAGAGGGUGGUAAAAGUCAGAUAGGACCUGUGGUGAAGCAGAAGAGAGCCCUGGUUGGGGAAGAACUAUAAAUGUGAGGAAAGAGUCCCUACAGAAUGAUGUGUGCUCGUCCAAAUGGGUCCUGAAGGUUUCUCCAAACCUUCAGUUCUGCUGGGCUUCCUCCAGGCUCACAAUUUAUCCUUCAAACCCAACAAACACCAUAACUUUAAGUGCAUUCAUUUUGCUCUCCGACAGCUCUGGUUUCAGUACUAACAGUCUAAAUUGUUUUAGUUCCUCUCAAUCCUCCCGUUCAACCCCCACAACCAGCUAAUUCCUUGUGUGAAGGAGAAUUAGCUUUUUUUAAAAGUUUUCUAUUAUUUUUUCCCAGAAGUGUCCAUUAAAUUUUCAGCUAAACUGGAAGGCAAUUUUUUGCAUGAGAGCUUUACAUAGAUAGGCUUAAAGCAGAACAAAAAUAAAUAAAUAACUAUACUAAAUUACCUCCCCCUCCCCCACCAUGUCUUAAUGAAGUGUUGUUUUACAUAAGUUAUUUCAAGAGAAAUGAAGUAUUUUUGGGCAGGCAAGCAAUCAACAUUUAUUUAGGUUUCCAGGAGUGUUGCAACUCCCUCUGAAUCUUCUGGGUCAGGCAAGGAGGCAAGUUUUCUGCAGGUAAACAUUGAGGAUACACAGACUUCUUGGGUGAAGGCUGUCUUGGGGUCUUCAGGCUGUGCUUGGGAAUGUUUUUAGGGGCUGCACUGUGCAUUUGCCUCUGGUAAUUUUCCAGGGUUUGUGUGUUGGAGCAGUGCUGUCUAUCAGUGGUUUGCGUGGCAGUGUGAUGGCCUAGGCAGAAAAAUCACUUGGAUUUCCAGUGCUGGCCUCAAAAAAACCCCCAUGCACCUCCCAGAAAUCUGCAAGGGCAGACUUAAUUUCCAGGCAGCUGCUCCUCCUGCCAGCUGAACUGCCCUUCAGCAGUGCAGGCAGGCUUGGCGCCCAGAAGAUGCAGCUCCACAGCUCACUCUGGCAGGUACCAGAGUACCUCUCUGGUACUGAGGGGAGGAUGGGGCUACAGCUCAGAGGAAAGACAUUUUGAUGACAUUUGUGUUGUUACUAUUAUUUAAACCAGCUUAUUUUAAUCUCUGCUAAUGUCACAGAAAGACUGCACGAGCAGAAAACAAUCCCUCUGGUGAUCUAUGUUGAAUUGAUUUCUAUAUUUUUGGCAGACUUUUUUUACACUAUGCACUAAUCCAUGUUUGCUUAGUCUGGGGCUUCUUUUGCAUCUUUUGAGUCCUAUUUGACAUUUUGCAAGUGAAUUGAUGGUUCUCAACCUUCUCCAAACUGCAGUCUCCCCUUCUCCAAACCAGAAUUCACCAUUUUCUCCUGCUGGGAACAAGCCAGGUUACCCCUUCAGGGAGAAUCUGGUGAGAGCAAGGAAGCUGUGAUCUCUGCCUGCCCACCCCACCUCCACUGGCUCCAACUCAGAGGAUGAGGAACUCUGAUCUGAGUUUUGGCCAAGAUAGGGUCCCUGCUUGUCCCCUACCUGCCACAUCAUGUGCAUCGAGCUACCCUGGGAGGGGAUGACUGAUACAGCGUUAGUCACACUUACACAAAGAGUUUUUAAAUUAAGAAUUUGCAGUGAGGUCCAGGGACCUGUUAAAGUGCUGAGGUAUUUACCCUCCCCAGACCUUCCCUUCCUUCCCGCCCUGCUUUGGCCCUUCCUCUCUCCCCAGCCUUGAAAUGAAACAGAAAAUUAUUUUUUUAAAACUGUGUCGAUAAUUUAUGUUUAGUAUAAAGGAUGAUUUAAUGGCAUCACCAAAGGUCAUUUUUUUCAUCUCCGUGUUACUGCCCCAGCCCCAGAGGCUGUGCAUCCCCUCUUUCCCGUAACUCCAGCGCCCUCCCUUUCAUUCACCUCACACAUCCUCUGUCACCACCCCACCCCAGCGUUCCGUGCACCCGCUUCAGGUUCAGCCAACGGCCGAUGGAGAACAGAGAUUUCAAACAGAAACCUCCACUCCAGACCACCCCAAACUGAAACCAUCUCCACCCUGAAAACAGUCAGUUGCUGCAAACGACAGGCAGACUCAUUUCUUGAACUAUGUAAGGUUUUUUUUAAAGCCUUUUAUACCUAUUUACGUGUGCGCGUGCGUGCACCCAGUGUGCACAGUGGUACCUGUGUGCACAGAUGCACACCAAUCUCUCUCAAGUAUAAAUAUAUUGUAUGUUAGAGCUGUAAAUACUCCUUGGUCACGUGUCUAUGUCUUCUUCAAAGUAUCAUAUCCUCAGUGUUACGUUAACAAUUCCAUUUAUUGAUUGAUGAAACUAUGUGUAGACCUGUACACUCCUGACAUAGUUUAUGUAGCUCUCUCUUCUCCAAUAAAGUACAAAACUACCACCA
Molecule: messenger RNA, 17146 nt
Organism: Passer domesticus (house sparrow)
Lineage: Eukaryota; Metazoa; Chordata; Aves; Passeriformes; Passeridae
Gene: NTRK3
Product: neurotrophic receptor tyrosine kinase 3
Exons: 18
Coding region: 370-2928 (852 amino acids)
Biological process (GO): positive regulation of phosphatidylinositol 3-kinase/protein kinase B signal transduction; cell surface receptor protein tyrosine kinase signaling pathway; positive regulation of kinase activity
Cellular component (GO): axon; signaling receptor complex; plasma membrane
Molecular function (GO): neurotrophin receptor activity; cell-cell adhesion mediator activity; ATP binding
Source: RefSeq, a predicted model, not a curated record